AUGGCGCGAGCAGGAACCGGCCCAGAGACUGUCAGCGCAGCAGCCGCCGUCAGCAUGGCUCGUGCGCACGUUAUCACAGCCGCAACAGCAGCUGUUGCUCUCACAGCAACCGCUGCCGCAGCGGCAUCCUGUGCCGCCGACUCAAACGCAAGCGCAGACGCAACACUCGCGGGAACGGGAAACCCGCAGCUUCCGGAACUCUCCUGGGGGGAGGGGGACAGCGGCGGGCACGCGGUGCGUUUCGGCGAGCCCGGUUCGUUGGGUUUUCGCAUGAUGUUUCUCGAUCGCCGCGAUCGCAUCGUUUCGCCGUGGCACAACAUCCCGUUGUACGGCGAAAACAGCUGGUUGAACUGCGUUUGCGCGACGCCGUCCGGCAGUUGGUUGAAGCACGAAUUCGCACCGGAAGAAUACACCCCGCUGCGCGUCGCUCCGAAACGCGGAGAACCGUCGCACUUUUGCGACAACGCCACGUGGAACCUCGGCCUGCUGCCGCAGACGUGGCAGGACCCGGAGGAACUCGUCGAGGAAUUUCCGGGCAUGAUGGGUUGCGGCAGUCCCUUGGAGGUGAUAGAUGUUUCGGGUGGGCUGCCCGCGAAUCUAGGGCAGGUUUACACGAUUAAGCCGCUCGGAGUAAUUCCAGUUGUGCGCGAGGCUGGAUUGGCCUGGGUGGUGGUGGGAAUCGGCGCGGGGGAUUUGUUGGCGAGUUUGAUGAAUCACGUUGAUGACGUGUACGCGCUGCUCCCGGGAACAAUGGAAUCCGUCAUCCAUUGGCUGACGAUUUGCGACACCACUGAACCUGGAGACCCCCCAGCGGUGUUAGCCAGUGAUGACAGCUACGGUGCAGACAAGGCGCUUGAGGUGAUAGCACAGGCGCACGCCGCAUGGCAGCUGUUUCUCCACAGCAACGUGCAGCCGGAGCCCUGGCGGCCGGAUCUGGAUGUGUUCUCCACCAACGUGCUGCAGGCCUGCUGGCGCAAAUACACUGACGGGCAGAGCGCUGUGGUGCUCCCUGUAUCGUGUGAGCGGCGGGAUGAGAGCGUUCCUGGAGAUGCUUAUAACGGGGAUGAGAUGCUGGGGGCUGGAUCGGUGGGGUUCGGUGCGGUUGAUGGAGAUAUGGCGGAUGAGGAGGGGGUUGAGAGGGAUGCGAGGGGGUCUGGGGGUGCAGGCAAGGGUGUGCGCUUGCUGCACGGCAUCCCAGCAGCUUUGAGAGCGGUACGGGGGGGUACAGCAGCAGCAGUGCGCAUGGGAAGGGGUCCCGUGCGUGGAGCCCUCUAG
Messenger RNA from Closterium sp. Yama58-4, 1275 nucleotides. NCBI's taxonomy places the organism in Eukaryota, Viridiplantae, Streptophyta, Zygnematophyceae, Desmidiales, Closteriaceae. The record is from the annotation of a GenBank genome assembly.